AUGAACUUAAUGGUAAAAUAAUGACAGAGUUUGUUAAGUUAAGAUCUAAAUUAUAUACAUAUAAAAUAUUUGAAAAUAAAAAAGCAAAAGAUGUGAAAAAACCUAUAGUAAAAAAUGAAUUAUGUUUUAAUGAUUUUUAUAAUUGUUUAAACAAUAAAAACCCAAAAUAUGUAAAACAGAACAUUUUUAGAACAGAUAAAAAUGAAAUUUAUAUUGUUGAACAAAAUAAAAAAGCCCUAAGUGUAUAUGAUGAUAAAAGAUAUAUUCUAGAAAAUGGUAUUGAUACUGUAGCUUGGGGACAUUAUUCAACUAAAAUAAAAAGAGACAAUUUCAGAGAAUACCUUGAUAAUUUAAUAAAAAAAAAUAAUAAAAAAUAUUGUUAA
Messenger RNA from Cinara cedri, 383 nucleotides. Lineage: Eukaryota; Metazoa; Arthropoda; Insecta; Hemiptera; Aphididae. The record is from the annotation of a GenBank genome assembly.